CCGCUUGUCCAUCCGCCCUCCCGCUCGUCCACCCGCCGCUCAUCCAUCUGCCUUCCUGCUCUUCAUCUGCUCGCGUGCCUGUGUCUGCACUUCUCGGGUGCGUCUGCGUGCCGGGCAUUUGCCCAGCACGCUCGCGGUGGGCAUGUGCCGUCGCCUGCCCACUUGCCCGUCUGCUCGAUCUCCUACCUGUGUGUUCAAUCCCCAACAUGUCCGUUUGCUCACCUAUCCGCCCGUCUGCCUGCUCGCCUGUCCGCCUUCUCGCCCGUCCGCCUGCCUGCCCGCCUGCUCACUUGGCAACCCUCGCGUCCGUGUCCACGGUCCGCCCGUCAGCUACGUUUGUAUGCAGGACAUUAAUCCUGCGUGCUCGCGGUCCACGCGCGUGUUGUGGUGCACGUCGCCGCGUCCUGUGCCCUUCACACCCACGCACUCGCCUUCUAUUCGUUGGCCCUAUAUGCCUCCUGUCGAUCAUGCGUGCUGUGCUCCAACAACGACGGGCGAGCACGACGGCGGCGGCGGCAACGAGCUGGCACGACGACGCCGGGGGCUACGAGCUGACACGACGAUGGGGGACCGAGUACAGUGGCACACGUGGCACCAGGCUAGGGAGAGGCCAGCACAGCGAGCACGGUGCCAGGGGCAGUGAGCACGCGAGGGAGAGAGAAGGCGCCAGCGAGGAUGACGACGGUGGCGGCGAUGAGCUGGCACGAUGUUGCGAGCGCCGGAUAGUGGCCGUGAGCUGGGGUAGGACAGGGACGACGGGCGGGGCGAGUAGCGAGCGCGGCGGUGGAGGCGGCGAGCAAGGAGGGGAGAGGAGGCGCCGGCGAGCACGACGGUGAAGGCGGUGAGCAAGGAGGGGGGAGGCGCCGGUGCGCACGGGCCAGCGAACACGCUGCGGAGCGCCGGGGCCCC
Messenger RNA from Fomitopsis serialis, 909 nucleotides. RefSeq lists its product as uncharacterized. Lineage: Eukaryota; Fungi; Basidiomycota; Agaricomycetes; Polyporales; Fomitopsidaceae. The coding region runs from base 207 to 836 and encodes 209 amino acids. The transcript is spliced from 2 exons. The record is from RefSeq and is a predicted model, not a curated record.